Truncatella angustata is the source of this 2323-nucleotide messenger RNA. RefSeq names its product major facilitator superfamily domain-containing protein. Gene Ontology annotation, biological process: transmembrane transport. The record is from RefSeq and is a predicted model, not a curated record. The coding region runs from base 405 to 2192 and encodes 595 amino acids. NCBI's taxonomy places the organism in Eukaryota, Fungi, Ascomycota, Sordariomycetes, Amphisphaeriales, Sporocadaceae. Gene Ontology annotation, molecular function: transmembrane transporter activity. The transcript has a single exon.
CAUCUGAGCCUCAACUCUAAAUCGCCUCGAGACGUACUAUAUCGUCGAAUUGAGAAAUUUCAAUUCCGCUAAGCAUCCCGUUGCCACGAAACCAUCAACUGAACAUUGGCCGCCGUUGCGAUGACGUCAAAUAUGGAAAUGGCCCAUUUGGACCACUUUCCACUGUUUAGUCGAGUUUCGUCCUCGCCUGUCGGCGGCUUCACGGUGAUAAGGUGGACCGAAAACACUCGUUCCACACUGACCUCAACGAGAAUAAGGCCGACGGCUCCGAGUCUAUCGACAGUGUUGAUAAAGGCUGAUAAACAAAACGGAUGAACGUCGCCCUUUCUACACGUCGAGGUAAACAUCUAUGAUUGCGAGUUUUCGUUCAUCGUCACAAGCAUCUGGUUUAAGCACCCGCCAACAUGUCAUUUUAUCUUCCUUCCUUUUCAGCACCGCCCUCAAGGCCGGGCUCGUUGGCAGCUUCAAGAGCCAAUUCUUAUUAUGCUCGUAGUCGACCAAACAGCAGACCCGUCACCCCACGUGGUAUCUCGACCGCUCCCACAACGCCGGUCAACCUGACAAGGCAAAACAGUAAAGUAAGCGAAGAGGACGAGGAUCAAGUCGACACCCCAGAAACCGAUCUCAGCUCGGAAGUCGUCCGCAAUGAAAAGGGUGAACCCAUGAUCGGAAGGAUUGUGGGCGGAAAACAUGUAGACGCAGAGAACGAAGACAUCGAUGCAGACUGCGGUCCCAUAAAGACCGUCGAGGUCGACAUGCCCUUGACGUUGACUGAGUUGGUCAAGCAUAACGAUAAGGAGUAUAUCGUCCUCACUUUCGCGACAGGCGACAAGGAGAACCCCUUCAACUGGAAUCCGUGGUAUAAACGAAGCAUCACGACCAUGCUCAACUUGAUGACACUGUUCAUCGGUCUUGCAACGACAGCUUACAGCUCUGGUAUCAACAGCAUGUGCGCGGAAUUCGGAGUUCCUACCAUCAUGGGACAGCUUGGUUUAUUCACUUUCAACAUUGCUUGCGCUGUCGCACCCAUGAUUCUGGCUCCCUUCUGUGAGCUUGUCGGCCGAAAGAUCGUCUACGCAGGUGCUUUCCUAUGCUUUGACCUCCUGUUCAUCGGAUUGGCUCUGGCAAAGGACAUCAACACUAUCAUCGGUCUCCGCCUCCUGCUUGGUCUCUUCGGCUGCGUUGGCACGAUUCUAGUCGGAGGAACUUUCGACGAUAUGUACGAGCCCCAUAAGCGCGGCCGACCUAUGGCCCUUUUCAGUUGGGUUGCCAUUUUCGGCACUGUCGCCGCUCCCAUCUAUGCCGGCUUCAUCGACCAGGCUAUUGGCUGGAGAUGGAUUGAGGGUAUCCAGGGGUUGGCAAACGUUCCCCUCCUCAUUGCCAUCGUUUUCGUCUUCCCCGAGACCAGAGGUGGAGCUAGGCUGCACAAGCGAGCCAAGCAGCUCCGCAAGGCCACCGGCGACGAGCGCUACGUUGCUGAGGACGACAUUUAUACUCCUGACAUCAAGUCCAUGUUGAAGGCUUCUUCCGUCAAGGCCAUCAAGAUGCUUGCCACCGAGCCUGUCGUAUUUGCGUUCGGUCUGUGGAUUGCCUUCUGCUGGGCUGUCGUCUUCUUGUUCCUGUCGGUCAUCCCCAUCACUUUCUCCGAGAAGCGUGGCUGGUCUGAGGGUGUUAGUGGUCUCCCCUACAUCUCGCUCGCUGUUGGUACUACUCUAGGUUGGUUGGCACACCACCUCCAGAUGAACAAGUACAAUAAGCUCCAGGAGGACGAGAACAGAAAGGUCGUCCCCGAAGACCGUCUAUACGGUGCCAUGUACGGCGCCGUAUGGCUCCCCAUCGGCCUGUUCAUCUACUCCUUCACUCAGUACGGAUACCUGUCCUGGGUCGGUCCCGUCAUCGGCCUCGCGCCCAUCUCUUUCGGUAUCUACUUCGUCUUCGAGAGCACCUACAGCUACACGGCGGACUGCUAUGGCGAGAGCGCCUCGUCGGCUAUCGCCGGUCAGGGUCUGAUGCGAAACACGCUUGGUGCCGUCACCCCGCUGUUCGCCAGUGCUUUCUUCCAUAAUGUCGGUAGUCAGUAUGCCGGUCUGAUUUUGGCGCUGUUUGGUACCUUUUUGAGUAUGAUCCCGUUCGUCAUGUUCAAGUAUGGCCAUCAGCUCCGCGCUCGCAGCAAGUUGGCCAAGGAGUACUAAACGCCAAUGCGAUGAGCAUUGGAAAGUUGUGUUUUGCAUGUAAAUUUCGCUUUUCUAGCAUAGAGAUAUCCAAUAACGGAAGUGUAGGCAUAAAGAAAUAAAAGCCUCUCUGCAACACUGAGCGCGCGGCA